This is a messenger RNA of Carassius auratus (goldfish), 2842 nucleotides long. RefSeq names its product fatty acid 2-hydroxylase-like. Gene Ontology annotation, cellular component: endoplasmic reticulum; membrane. Gene Ontology annotation, molecular function: fatty acid 2-hydroxylase activity; iron ion binding. Lineage: Eukaryota; Metazoa; Chordata; Actinopteri; Cypriniformes; Cyprinidae. The record is from RefSeq and is a predicted model, not a curated record. The coding region runs from base 255 to 1247 and encodes 330 amino acids. Gene Ontology annotation, biological process: fatty acid metabolic process; lipid biosynthetic process. The transcript has 7 exons.
AUGAACUCUGCUCGGACUCGAAGUCGAAAGUCAGUAGUUGUAGUCCACGAGCACUGGAGAAAGUCAGUGGGGGUCCCACCUGCAUGCCUACCGUUCUCUAUCGUCUUGUGGACUCCCCUAAAUGAAAAAUAAAAUGUCACCUUCGGUGUCCCCUCGCUUUUUUUUCCGAAAAGGAGGUAGCCAAACAUUGCACCAAGGAAUCGUGCUGGGUGUUGUUAGGGACGCGCGUCUACGAUGUGACCGGGUUCCUCCGGAUGCACCCGGGCGGAGAGGCGCUCAUCCUCCGCCGCUCUGGCAGGGACAUCAGUCCCGAGAUCGAAGGACCCCCACACCGGCACUCGGAGAACGCCCGGCGCUGGAUGGAGCAGUACUACAUCGGUGAACUCGACAGAGACAGCACAGAUGAAGAUACGGGGACUCUGAGACAGAGGAAGAAGAUCCCCGAAAGCACCACAGAAGAAGAAGAAACCUCGGCCAUCAAUAAGUGCAGCAAAGUCGAUGAAGAAACGGAUCUGGUAGACUGGCGGAAGCCACUGGCCUGGCAGGUCGGAUAUCUCGGAGAGAAAUAUGACACGUGGGUCCAUCAGCCUGUGGACAGACCGAUCAGGCUGUUCGAGAAUGACUUUUUCGAGGCCAACACAAAGACCUCAUGGUACAUGGUGCCGAUUGUAUGGAUGCCUGUGGUGAUCUUUCUGAGCUGGUACUGCUACACGUUACUGGCACAAGAGAGGACAAGACUGUUUAUUACAUCAGACUACUCCAUUCUGGUCCACAAGUACAGCUUUCCGUUCAUCUUCAUGUUCGGCAUGUUUCUGUGGUCGUUCAUCGAGUACUGCAUCCAUCGCUUCGUCUUCCACAUGCGCCCGCCCGCCCACAAUUAUUACCUCAUCAUGCUGCACUUCCUGUUGCACGGUCAGCACCACAAGUCUCCGUUUGACGGCUCUCGUCUGGUGUUUCCUCCGAGUCUGGCCGCCAUCGUCAUUGCCGCUUUUUACCUGAUACUCAGGCAGAUGUUGCCUGAGGGUCUGGGAACCUCCCUGUUCGUCGGGGGUCUGUGUGGAUACGUGGUCUAUGACAUGAUCCACUACUACCUGCACUACGGCUCGCCACGGAAGGGCUCCUACUUGUACGGGCUGAAAGCAUACCACGUCAAACACCACUUUGAACACCAAAGAGCAGGUUUUGGCAUCACCACCACAUUCUGGGACUACCCCUUCAACACCGUCAUCCCCGAGCAGACGUUUUAGAAGAGCUUUUUUUUGCCACAAUGACCAAAUCAAAAUCUCCUAAACAAACUCCCAUAAGCCUCCCUCUUCCCCACUCUCCCUUUAUCACUGUGUUAGGUUCAGUGUCUUACCCUGCUGCUGCUGCUACCAGCUAUUAGUCUUAGGUUCACCAUUAUCAUCAUCAUAUUCAUCAAUUAUUUAGAGAAGGGGGAGUGCCUGAAACAAACAGAAUCACAGAAUGUCAAGCUAUAUAAAUAUUUAUAUACUAUGUGUGAAUGUACUGACGAUUCAGAACGUUGGAUUAAAUCUGUAAAUGUCUUUUAUUAGAGGCACAAGAAUAUCGAACUCAAUUUUUGCCCAUCCAUGUAAAGUAAACCGAUGUAUAGACAGGGAGCCGGUAAGUGUGGGACGGUGCGUGAAGGUGCGAGUGGACAUGAUUACUUAGUUGUAGUGUUAAGAAGCUGAAGGCUAGCAGAAGGAGGUCUUUCGGUGGCCAAGUGCGCCAUUGCCUUUAAGGGAAACUCAGGAAAGUCUCAGACGCUUUAAUUCUUCUCAGUGUUGAUGCUCCGACCGCUUACGGAUCAUCGCUUUCUUCCCCCAGCUGUCAAUCAGAACGUUGCUCCGCCCUUAUUGUGACAUCACACCCGUUUCAUUCUGCUCAGGUGAUCUCCCUUUUCUUUUUCAUCUCACCCACUUGUUUUUUUGCCAAUCGACAUUCUUAUAUCCGGAUCUGGAGGACGUCACAAGUAGCUGCUCCUCGAGUAAUAUGUUACAUAUCCAGUGAGAUAUUAAGUUAUUGAGGAUUGAAGCUAGCUUUUGGUUUGAGCUCAUGGUGAGGGCGUGAAGCGGGGUGUACGGGCCUCUCCUGCUGGUGAGGGUUGCCAUUAUUAAUGUAGAUCCAGCCGGCACAACCCUUCCAUCUGGUGUGACGAUCUGUUGCAUCUGACCAGGCAUCAGGAGAGCGAGGACAUCCUCGGCUGAUCUCUCACCCCGUUCAUAUGGCAGAUCUGUUCACUUGUAUUGUUUCCUGCUCGUUUCAGCUCUUGUCUUUGUCUUGAGUCAAUGGUUCAAUGAUGUUGAAAAUAUCCUAGAAAAGCUGUGACCACAUGUAACUCAGCUUUACACAGUCAUUUCAAGCAUAAUUAAUGUUUCAGAUGAAUAAAUAUAUAUAUGAUAUUUAAGUAAAAAUGAUCCUGAUGUGCCUUAGGGGCAUUGCCUACCUUCCUGCUCUUUCCGAACCAAUUGGUUGGUCGUUUUCCGCCAAAGACAUGGAAGGACCUUUGAAUAGAGCUUUUCUUCAUACCGUGAUUCUGCUGGCACAACGAAACUAAUAAAAUGCAAUGGACGUUGUAAUGAUUUUUGAUUCUUUUGUAACUGUGACACCAUCCUGGACAGAUCCUGUGUCAUAGGAGAACGCUUUCAGUUGAGGCAAGUCAACAGAGCAAUAUAUUCAUCUGUUUACUUGUAAUCACAUUGAGAGCUUUUAAUUCAGAAUACAAUUUUCAGCUGUAGAUGCCUCUAAUAAAUCUGUUUACUACUAUGUGUUUUUAUUUUGGAAUUUUAAAUUUCUAUGCAAAUGCAAUUGUAUUUGUAAAUAAACUGUAUAUUUCUGAGGA